Geodia barretti is the source of this 824-nucleotide messenger RNA. Lineage: Eukaryota; Metazoa; Porifera; Demospongiae; Tetractinellida; Geodiidae. The record is from the annotation of a GenBank genome assembly.
ACAAUAUACACAUCCAAGGAAGGCCAGGGUUCACUUCUAAGCCUACUCCAGCCGACAGUAUAUAUGCGCACAUCUUAUCGAAAACGCCUCAAUUAGAGAAAAUACAAAAAUUCAUUGCAGUGCUUGGACCGUGGACAAGGCGGUGAGAUGAAACUAGCAGUCUCUGUACUAGUGGUUCUUGUGGGGAGCUCACUACUACAGCAAGUUGAAGCAGUGAGACUGAACAUCAAUGGGCGUCCCCUGCCACGCCCACCAAGCCCGCCACGCCCACGCCCUGGUGUUCCUAUUCAUCCACCAUUACCUAUUCAUCCUCUGCCUCCUUGCCCGCCCCUUGAUGAAAGUCCGAUUGACAGUGAUAGGGAGGAACAAUUUCGCAUCCCCCCACAUCUGCGCCUACCACCCUGCUUCCCUCAAAUUGAUGAAGCAGGAGAUGAUAAAGCGUCUGGGGAAAAAGCAAGCGAGGACAAGCCUAGUUCAGGCUCUGGAGAUGGAGGCUCAGCAGAAAAGGACUCUGUCGAUAAGGUGGAAGAUGAAAAAACUGACGACGAUGAGGAAAGCACUCGUCCUGCACUAGGCACCUUUCAUGGAGUACCUCCACGCACAAGAUCACGUUCUUCUGAAUCGUCACCAAAAAACCCUGGAAGAAGUGGGCGACAACGCGGACGAAAUAACCAGCAACCUUAAACCCUCAUUAAACGUUUCCCUAAGUGGACAUAAACAUUUCUAACUUCCACACAUGGACACACAAUAAACAAUAUGUGUGCUACCCUGCACUGUAUACACUUAUGUACCAUUAUAUUCGUAAAAUGUUUUAUCAAAGCACA